This is a messenger RNA of Homarus americanus (American lobster), 2122 nucleotides long. Its product is annotated as ephrin-B1-like. Gene Ontology annotation, cellular component: plasma membrane. The record is from RefSeq and is a predicted model, not a curated record. Gene Ontology annotation, biological process: axon guidance; ephrin receptor signaling pathway. Gene Ontology annotation, molecular function: ephrin receptor binding. The transcript is spliced from 5 exons. The annotation marks the transcript as partial. NCBI's taxonomy places the organism in Eukaryota, Metazoa, Arthropoda, Malacostraca, Decapoda, Nephropidae.
UCCCACAGCUUCCGAAUAGACAAUACUGAUCACAUCAUCGACGUCAACAAAGGAAACAUCCCCUUUGAGUACGACCAAGUGAACAUCAUCUGUCCCGUGUAUAACAAAGAUACUACAGAGGACGAUGCUGAGAAGUACAUCAUCUAUAACGUGAGCAAGGAGGAGUACGACACGUGUAGGAUCACCAACCCCUCGCCCCGGGUGAUCGCCGUGUGUGACAAGCCAUACAAGCUCAUGUACUUCACCAUCACCUUUCGCUCCUUCACGCCUCAGCCUGGCGGUCUAGAGUUCCGCCCCGGCCAGGACUAUUACUUUAUUUCAACCUCGAGCAAGGACGACCUGCACCGUCGUAUUGGUGGGCGAUGUUCGACGCACCACAUGAAAGUAGUGUUCAAAGUUUGUUGUGAUCCUGCCUCCCAACCAGCUCACGACCAGGCCAACAACCACAUCCCCAACAACGGCCUGCCAGCCACUAGAGGCACCACCACUACUACCACCUCCACCACCAAGUCUACUACCACCACUACUACCCCUAAGACCACCACCACUUCCACUACCACCACCUCCCUCAGCACCACUUCCCUAAAGACCACCUCUCACAAGAGUGCUGACCCUCACACCAUCAAGACCACCACCAAGAAAACAGACACACACCAGCCAGACCGUAGUGAAAAUGAAGUAGUUAAGAAUGAAGAACUAACCCUGAACUCAUCUCCAGGGUCAGCCAGGGUGUCCUUCAUCACAGCAUUCCUCUCCCUCUUUCUUCCGUUCACGGCUACAAGGCUCCUCGCCACACAUUCCUAAGACCAGUAAAAUAGUCUUAUCAGCAUUGUUUAGACAUUGGUAAUACAGAAUAAAGUAUGUCACUGGUGGAAUUAAUGUAGAUUUAUGACUAUUGUCUGGCGAUAACAUUGAAGAAGAGAGGAACUUCCUCAAGAUUAGAAGAGUCGAGGUUAAAAAAAUAUCGCGAAGAAAGGGCGGGAAGUCGUCGCAAAGACGGUCUAGUGUGGUCUUGGCACCAGUAAUUGUGAUGGAUACUUUGGUUUAGCUGGAGAAGUUGAAGAGGAGUUUCAUUCACAUAAAUAUUGAAAGCUAGUGAAUGUAUUGCACAGUGGACUUGUCAAAGGUGUUCAUAUUCACACAAUAGGGUAUAGCCCUGUAUAUACCUUAUUUAUAUGUACAUGUGGUGCGCAUACCUUUUGGACAAAUAUCUGAUGUAUUUCUUGGAAACCAUCACAUGUAGAUCUUGAAGUGUUUUGUAAGUCAAGAACACUGUAUUGUCCAACUUUUUAUUUUCACCCCGAGUGAGUGACGUGUGUGUUGCGACGACGACUCGUGAUUUAUCUGCUCCUGGAAGUUUUUUUUUUGUAUGUAUGAAUGUGUUCAUGUGUUUAUAAUGUAUGUAUGGCCACAGGGUGAGUUGGAUUAGUUUACAUUUGUAUGAGCCAGACUGAUGUGGAAUGUUUAUAAGUGUAUUAAAGUAACAUGGAUCAUUACCAGAGCUUUUGCCCCAGGGGAGUCAGUAACCAUCCUUCAUGGUACUUUUGUAUUCAUCCAUGCCUUGUUCAUCUGGAUCAUUUUUCAUUAUUAUCAUCAUCAUCAUCUGUGUAUGCUUUAGUAUUUGUAUAUAGGUUCGUUAUUUAAUGUAUGUAUUAUGGGUAAACCUCUCUGACAAUUUGUGCCACUGCAGGUCAGCUUUGAGUAUGUUUUAUCAAAGCUCUUUGAAUAGUUAGAUUUCAUUCUUAGAGUUCUUAUGAAUUCAUUAGUUGCCAAUUGUUUGUCAUUCUCAAACUUAGUUUUGUUUGCUUGGAUGGUUUCAGCUGGAAUUUCUACUUCACAUGAUAAGCAAAUUUACUAUAAUUGCAUGUGAUGUUUGAAGUCAAAUUUGAACAAUACUAGUUUUAUUUCAAGCUAAAGCUUCAUGGCUUCCUCCAUCUUUGUCAAGUGUAUCUUGCAUUACACUGUACUAUUUUGCUUUUUUAUUAUACUGUAUCAGAUAUCCUGCAACAAUGACAUUUAUGGCAGGCUUUAUCUGUGCAUAGUUUUGUGGCAACUCAAAUGACAAGAGCCAUUAAUGCUUUCCAUAAAGAUAGUAUGUAAACCUUUUAUUUUUAAUAUAUAU